UUUAAGGACAUUGUAACUUUGAGGAAUGCAAUGAGAGAUUAUGCUAUUAAGGGGGGAUAUGAUAUUACAAGAGUUAAAAAUGACUCUACUAGAUUAACAGCUAAGUGUUCCAGUACAGGAUGUCCCUGGAGGUUUCAUGCAUCAGUUUUGUCUGACCAAGUCACUUUCAUGGUUAAGACUCUACAUGAUGAGCACACAUGCAUAAGACCAUUAAGAAAUGAAAAUUUGAAUUCAAACACUAAGUGGAUAGUAGAAAAACUUAGGGAAAAGCUGAGGGCAGACCCUGACAUGAGUUAUGAACUCAUGCAGCAUGAGUUGAUGGGAAAAUGGGGUGUGGAAGUUCCUGUGUGGCAAUUAUAUAGAGCUAAGUGCAAGGCUAGAGAUGAGAACAUGGGCAUGCAUUGUGAAAGUUUCCAAAAACUUAAGAAAUAUGUCCAUUAUUUGCAAACAUAUAACCCGGGUACAGUUGUAAAAAUUCAGCCAGCUCCAAGGGUUAAUGAAGAUGAUCCUUUUGUUUUUCAAAGAAUAUGGAUUAUGUUUGAUGCUAUAAAGUCUGGGUUUGAGAAUGGUUGUAGACCCUUUAUAGGAUUAGAUGGUUGCCACUUGAAGGGUCCAUAUGGAGGGAUUUUCCUAGUUGCAGUCAUACUGGAUGGAAAUAGAGGUGUGCUACCUCUUGCAUUUUCUAUAGUUGAAGCAGAAUGUGGUGAUAGCUGGACAUUUUUCCUAGAGAAUCUUUAUUCUUGCAUUGGUGGAGGAACUGAUGCUAGGCCUUUAACUAUUAUGUUAGAUAGGCAAAAGGUAUGAAUUAAUAUUCAAUUUUUUUUUUUAAUUUAGCAUAUUGAACUAUAUGCUAUUAAUUUAAGUUACUAACUAUUUUUUUGUUGUAGGGACUCAUUGAUGCUGUCAAAAAUAUAUUUCCCAAUGCAUCUCAUAGAGUUUGUUGUAGGCAUUUAUACAUGAAUUUCAAGAAAGAGUUCCCUGGACUGAUGCUCAGAGAUGAUUUUUGGAAUGCUGCAAAGAGUACUCAUUCUUAUGAGUUUUGGCUUCACAUGAAGAAUUUGAAGCCCAAGCGAGAUCAAAAGCCAUAUGACUGGUUGAUCAACAUACCAUUCAGUCAAUGGACUAGACAUGCAUUCUGGCCUGAAGCUAAGUGUGACAAUUACACUAACAACAUGACCGAAUCAUUCAAUGCAUGGAUAGUGAAAUUGAGAGGUUUGCCUAUUAUCAAUAUUAUUGAAUCUAUUAGGCAGAAAUGUAUGGUUAGGUUGCAUAGAAGAUUUGCUAAAGCUCAAACAUGGGAAGGGAUAGUUACACCAAGAACAAAGAAAGUAUUGAAUAAAAUCAUUACUGCCAGUAGGUUUCUUAAGUUGCUCCCUGGUAGAAAUGAAGAGUAUGAGGUUCAUGAGGGUCCAUGUAGGUUUGCUGUUAGUUUAGCUAAAAGGACAUGCAGUUGUGGAUGGUGGGAUAUAAGUGGUUUACCAUGCAAGCAUGCUGCUAGAGCAAUUGCAUAUGUUAGGGGCAAUAUUGAAGAGUUUUGCCAUGAAUAUUACACUGUGCAGUGCUAUUCAAGAGUUUAUGCAGGUGCCAUACAUCCUGUUCCUCAAACUGAGCUUGAACCUGAUAAUGAACACCCAUCAAUGUUGCCACCUCCUUUGAGGAGGCAACCAGGAAGGCCAAGGAAGGCUAGAAAGAGAGAUCAGAGUGAACCACCAGCAAGAGGAAAGAGGACAGCAACUGUCACUUGUGCUAGGUGCUUACAAACAGGCCACAAUAAGAGAACUUGUCAAUAUGCUGCUGUUGGGGCAAAUAUGGCUGCAAGUCAAAAGAAGAGAAAACACACUACUGCAUCAGGUGCGGGGACUUCAAGAGGGGUUAAUACUAAUCAAGUGGGAUCAAGUGGUGGACCAACUAUCUAAAGGAGCCUUUGGAAUAUCAAAUGAUCUUUUUGAGAAUGUUGUUAG
Molecule: messenger RNA, 1961 nt
Organism: Manihot esculenta (cassava)
Lineage: Eukaryota; Viridiplantae; Streptophyta; Magnoliopsida; Malpighiales; Euphorbiaceae
Exons: 2
Coding region: 957-1916 (319 amino acids)
Molecular function (GO): zinc ion binding
Source: RefSeq, a predicted model, not a curated record